Lycium barbarum (goji berry) is the source of this 2165-nucleotide messenger RNA. Its product is annotated as MLO-like protein 4. Gene Ontology annotation, biological process: defense response. Gene Ontology annotation, cellular component: membrane. Bases 413 to 2002 code for a protein of 529 amino acids. Lineage: Eukaryota; Viridiplantae; Streptophyta; Magnoliopsida; Solanales; Solanaceae. The record is from RefSeq and is a predicted model, not a curated record. The transcript is spliced from 15 exons.
AAUAAUUGAGAGGUUUCAACAAGCUGGUUAACACCACCAAUUAUUUUUAAAGAAAACACAACUACCACAACAUAGGUGGGCGAGCAUUUAGAGCAGAGCAAGGAUGGUCACAUUGCCAAUUGAUUAUACAACAUACUGACAAAAGAUUUGCGUCAGGCAUUUCACAUGGGACCAUUAUGUUUUUCCUUGUUUGUACAUUGUAACACCCCAUGGUCAUAGUUAAUAUGAAGUUCUCAACCAAAAUCAGCUGCCAAAUAUUAAUGUUAGUUAUUGCUCAUUGCUGAAGCCUCUGCACUUGAAAAAAAAAAUCUAUCUUUCUGCAUCAACAUUUUCUUCUGUUUCAAGAAGUAAGAAGAAGAUGAUGUGAAUAAGGUUUAUGCAGUCUUUUUAAGGUUGUUGAAUAUUUGUCAAGAUGGGGAAUUUGGAAGGAGCAUCGUUUUCUGAAACACCCACAUGGGCAGUAGCGACGGUAGUUACUGUUUUGGUGAGCAUUGGUUUCUUGAUCCAUGGCAGUUUGAAGAAGUUUGGAAAUUGGUUGCAUAGGACUAAGAGGAAACCUCUUUAUGCUGCGCUAGAGAAAAUCAAAGAAGAGCUUAUGGUUUUUGGACUGCUAUCACUGUUGAUGGGUCAUUGGAUCAUUUAUAUUGCAAAGAUUUGUGUUAAAUCGUCAGCCGUGAGCAGCCACUUUUAUCAAUGUUUGCCGCCAAGAAACAAGAGGGAGUCAGCAAUUGUGAAAUUUGUUUUAUCAGGUUCUUUGUACUCGAAUUUCUCAACUUCAAGGAUGCUGUUAAGCAGCGGAAAUGAAGAUUUUUGUCCUGAGGGCCUCCAAUCGUUUGCUUCAAAGGAGAGCCUAGAGCAGCUGCAUCGUUUUUUGCUUGUCCUUGGUGUUAGCCAUGUAUCUUAUAGCUUUUUCGCGAUUGCCCUAGCAAUGAUCAAGAUAUAUAGCUGGAGAACAUGGGAAAACACUGCCAAGUCAAUGGCUCUUCAAAGACUGGAAGGUUCUGAAGAAGCUGUUCCAAACAACACUAGAAUGGGGCGUCUAUCAACUUUUACGUUUCACCACACCGCUCACCCAUGGAGCCAGCAUAGAGCUCUUGUUUGGCUGCUUUGUUUCAGCCGCCAGUUAUGGAGUUCUAUAAAUGAAGCUGACUACAUGGCUUUGCGCUUGGGUUUUAUUACUACUCAUCAGCUGCCUUUGACUUAUGAUUUCCAUAAGUAUAUGCUUCGAAGCAUGGAGGAAGAAUUUCGUGAUAUUGUUGGCAUUAGUGUUCCGCUAUGGAUUUUCGUCAUACUUUGUGUAUUUCUAAGCUUUCAUGGCACAAAUAUCUACUUUUGGAUCUCCUUCUUUCCAGCUAUUUUAAUCCUUCUGGUUGGUACCAAGCUUCAUCAUGUGGUGGUCAAGCUGGCAGUUGAAAUCAUGGACAGUAGUCCAUUGGAAGGAUUUCAUCAGUUUAACCUCAGAGAUGAGCUCUUCUGGUUUGGGAAGCCUAGGUUUCUGCUGCGGAUAAUACAAUUUAUAUCAUUCCAGAAUGCAUUUGAGAUGGCAACAUACAUAUGGUCACUGUGGGAAAUUAAGGGAUCUUCAUGUUUCACAGAAAACCACACAUUUCUCGUGAUUCGCUUGUCAUUUGGAGUUAUUUCUCAAUUCUGGUGUAGCUUUGUCACAUUUCCACUCUAUGUUAUCGUUGCUCAGAUGGGUUCGAGAUACAAGAAGACCAUUGUUUCAGAGAACGUUAGAAAGUCGCUACAUGGAUGGCGAUACAAGGUGAAAACCAAGCUAGAAGGUUCAGUUAUUUCUCCAGAAACAUUGUUAGCAACCACAUCAUUAGACUCCGUGGAGGAGGGUGAGGCAGAUCAAAUUCAUAGCAUUGAUACGAUCAGCACAGAGGUGUUUGAUGAGAGUGCCAUUUUGUCGGACCAACAAGUCCCUCUUGAACAACGUUACACGAAUGAAAUCUCAGAGUGUGAUGAGUUACAUAUUCCACUUUCUCCUCGAAAUUAAGGAGAGAUUUGAUCAGAAAUAUGAUGAUGGGCCAAAUAAUGAUGAGACAAUACAAGUUUCGCGCCUUAUACUACAGGAACCACAACCUUAGACCUAGUAAUAUUGUUCACCUUGCUGUUUUACAAAUUUGCCCAGAUAUAGAUGCAUCUAAUUUUGCUGUCCA